This is a messenger RNA of Dromaius novaehollandiae (emu), 2362 nucleotides long. It is a transcript of the gene TMEM140, whose product is annotated as transmembrane protein 140. The record is from RefSeq and is a predicted model, not a curated record. The transcript has 4 exons. Lineage: Eukaryota; Metazoa; Chordata; Aves; Casuariiformes; Dromaiidae. The coding region runs from base 792 to 1343 and encodes 183 amino acids.
GAAAGCAGAGGGACAGGGAACGAUAUUUAAAGGUGGGGGAUGGAGAAAGUUGUCAGUGAACUCUGAUAGUGCUGCUGUAACUGGGUCGGACUGGACUUGUCUCCCCUGCAGAAGUGCCAGGACAAAACAAGCAUGUCUCAGUCCCCACUGAUGCCCAAACCACUCCAGGAGCAAAACUUUCCCAGGCAAACUCAGCCCUGUCACUUAUUCACAUCAGUUAUCACAUCCAGGAGAAAAAAAUGCAAAUCUGCACCCAGCUUGGACUGCGGUGGCCUGCUCGGGUUGUUUUCUUGUUCCUAUUCAGAUGACGCAGUAGCAAGGGAGGAGCACAGCACCAGGACCUCAUGGCCCUCAAAACCGAAACAGAAACCAGGACCAGACGCCUGUGACAACAACAAGGGCUGCAUUUGCUACGUGCCGCUGGCAGACCGGAUUGGCUUGCCAGGGCUGUACCUCGGCCCUCCCCAGUGUGUUUCGGCUCUGGACACGGCACGCAGCCUGAUGGCUACCCUGUUUAGAGCAACGGACAUCCUCCAUGUGGCCUUCAGACCUCUCCAGAAGCCUGCUGUGAAGAAGGUCUCCAAGAGAGGCUCUAAGAAGUGAGCUUGCAGCUGCAGCAGCACUGCUGAGGACAAGCCACAUGUCUAGAGGAGAAGCAGGGAGCCAGUUUUGCCACGCAGCUGGAGAGAGGAGUAAGCAGGAGGGUGGCUCGAGACCCAUCUGACUCCACGGCAGAGAAGGCUGGUGUCCCCACAGCAGGCUUUACCGUGGUAUCAAGAGAGCACACGGGCAUGGGAAUGGGCCUGCUGCAACAGAGGUGCAAUGGGCACCUGCUCUGCACACUGAUUCUCCUGGAGGCUGCAGGGGUCUUGGCCUUGAUGUUUUAUGCUCUGCUGUGGGAAGCCGGGAACCUGGUCAACCUCCCCAACAAGCGCAUUGGUUUUUACAACUUCUGCCUGUGGAACGAGACAGCUGGGGAGCUGCAGUGCCUGGAGUACAGGCAUCUGCAGGUGAUGGGCAUCAGCCUAUCAGGAAUAGUGCUAUCCAGGGUUUGCGUUUACUCUUGCCUGGUCUUCAGCAUCUUCUAUCCCCUUUUCUUUGCGCACGUGAAGUGCAUGGAAAACACAGAGGGCUGGAAGGCGAUUCUCAUCAUACUCAUCAUCAAAGUGAUGAUACUGUCUGGAGGCCUGGGUAUAUUUCUCUUCCAGACCUUCCAUUGGAUUCACCUCUUUGAAUUCACUGGGGGCUUCCUGGCACUGCUUGGGACUCAGGCUCUGCUACUGCUCCAGAUUUUCACUGCCACUAUGUACUUCAGCUGGGCCAAGCACAAGUAUCCAUACUAAAGCCCCUUCCCUGAGGAGGCCAUGUCCAUUGAAGGUGGAGAAGAUGCAAGAGCUAUGAAUUGCCUGAUUUAGAAUAAAAAUAGCACCACAGCUUUUGUAACUGGCAGGAAUUUGAUCCCUAGUCCAGGUGCUCAUGCCCAGCCAUGCUCUGGGACACACAGCUGUGAUUGCAAGCCAGAUGCUGGCAGCACUCCUGCAGCAAAGGCACCAACACCCACAGCACAGCGUGGGAGCUUCCUAGGAACAGCAGCACGUAGCACACAGUGCAGCCUGGGACACAGCACCAGAGCGACAGCAUUUCUGGCCCUGACCCUGAAGACAACAAAGAGGACAGAUCAGACCCAGCACAAGGCAGAUAUGUCCAUCUGGCCAUAUCUAGCCUGACUGUAGACAGCCAGAGAGGCAAAACAGGCUUGCUUUCUUGGAGUUGCCCAAAGAGACUCAGCUGCUUCUCCACCUCCUGGAUAACCAGGGCCAUCUUAGAAGCAAACAUGAGUGAGGAACUUUGUCUUCACAUUGCCAUCACAGCAGUGCAAGCCCCAGACAUGCAAUGGAAACGCUUUCUUCAGCAGAAGCACCUGCACCUCGUCUGCUGGAAUAACAUGGACUUACAGGGUGACUCUGCUUGCAGUUCAUUUGGGUGAAGUGGCCCAUGUCCAACCCCAGGAGCAGCACGGCACCUGGAAGGGCAUUUUAAUCAUUUGCUGAACAUAGCCAUAAUGAGGAAGGCUUCCAUGAGGAUUUUGGUGCAGAUCCCCAGGCUCUCACUGACACUAUGCGACUGAGCCCAGCACUCCAGCAGCCUCAGAGGCUCCAGCAGAGACAAGUCCUGGGUGGAGGCAGCCGGUCACUGAGCUAUUUGCAACCUCUCAUGAGGCAGCGCUGGCUUUCCACUCUGUCCCCUCUGGGCACACGAAGGCCCGUAUUCUCAUCUCUCCUUCCACAGGGUCUUGGCAAGGACAUGGCUGGUGACACUAGUCUGACGGAUUCCUCAUUUAAAUAAAAACUCUCGCACCUUG